AUGAUCAGCAGGAAGCACUGUUGGGUUAUAAGGAGGUAUAAUGGUAGUCACACCUGUACCAGAGCCACCAUUUCUCAGGAUCAUUCUAAGCUGGAUUCGGUCACAAUUGUAGAAUUCAUCAAGCCGUUGGUCGAGGCUAACCCCUCGUUAAAGGUAAAAUCAGUUAUUGCAGAAAUGCAGUCGAAGUUCAACUACACCGUCAGUUAUCGGAAAGCAUGGUUGGCUAAGCAAAAGGCAGUAGAAAAAAUAUACGGAGGUUGGGAAGCAUCGUACGAAGCAUUGCCUAUAUGGUUUGAGGCCAUGUGUCAUAAGGAGCCAUCAGUUGUUGUCCAUUUUGAGACUAUGCAUGCAUAUCAAGGCGAUGACUUGGUGACUGAUAUUCGGGUAUUGCAUCGAGUAUUUUGGAGUUAUUACCCCUGCAUUAGAGCAUUCAGACAUUGUAAGCCAAUUGUCCAGGUGGAUGGGACUCACUUGUAUGGAAAUUAUAAGGCUUGUCUGUUAGUGACAGUUUCACAGGAUGGCAACAACAACAUCGUCCCCAUUGCGUUUGCUAUUGUGGAGGGAGAGACUUCUGAUGCGUGGCACUUUUUCCUCAGUAACCUGCGACAACAUGUCACUCGGGAUAGUGUGGGGCAGAUAUCCGACCGACACGAAUUCAUCAAUGCAGCAGUGGCACGCAGUAACGGAGCUUGGUCACCUCCCAGAGCUUUCCACAUGUUUUGCAUCAGGCAUAUAGAGUCGAAUUUUCUGAGAAAAUUCAAGGUACCGUACCUACAAAAACUGGUCGUCAAUACAGGUUAUUCACGGAUGGUGCGCGAGUACGAAGUGCAUUAUCAGCGUUUACAAGAACGGGGCGAGGCUUACAGUAACUGGUUAGACCGAAUUUCCCGCGAACAGUUUGCGUUGGCAUUUGAUGGUGGCUAUCGAUGGAGCCACAUGACGACGAACCUAGUAGAAUGCAUCAACUCAGUAUUGAAGGGUGCACGCAAUCUACCCAUUACUUCUCUUGUCAAGGCAACAUUCUACAGACUUAACGAGUUGUUCACCCGAAAAAGAGCCGAGGCGGAAGCACGGAUUAAUGCUGGACAUGUUUUUUCGGAAGUCGUGACCUCAAAGUUGCCUGCAAACCAGCUAGGAUCAGAAAACAUCCAAGUCAGUUGCUUUGACCGGCAAAAUGAGGUCUUUGAGGUGCGUGAGAUGCCAAGUGGACUACAAUAUGCUGUCGACCUCCGGCAACAACGAUGUGACUGUGGUGAGUUCCAAGUGGACCGGCUUCCUUGUCGCCAUAUAUUUGCAUGUUGUGCAAAUCAACGACUAGAUUGGCAAGUUUAUGUCCAUGAUGUGUAUAAGAUGGACCAGGUUCGACGGGUGUACCGAGCCAGGUUUAGGCCACUGGGGAAUCCUACUACAUGGCCCGCUUACAAUGGACCUCGCUUCGUACCGAAUCUGUUCCUGAGACGCGUAACCAAAGGUCGCCCUAGGAUGACACGCUUCUUGAAUGAGAUGGAUACGCGAAUACUACGUCGCCCCAGGCGAUGUAGACAAUGUGGGGCUAAGAGACACAGCCAUAGCAGAUGCCGUCAGACAGCUGGUGCAAAUGCUGACAGAGAUGCUCAGUAG
Arachis ipaensis is the source of this 1620-nucleotide messenger RNA. NCBI's taxonomy places the organism in Eukaryota, Viridiplantae, Streptophyta, Magnoliopsida, Fabales, Fabaceae. The record is from RefSeq and is a predicted model, not a curated record.